Molecule: messenger RNA, 612 nt
Organism: Neltuma alba
Lineage: Eukaryota; Viridiplantae; Streptophyta; Magnoliopsida; Fabales; Fabaceae
Exons: 3
Coding region: 1-612 (203 amino acids)
Source: RefSeq, a predicted model, not a curated record
AUGGAGGAGUUAGAGAGAAUAUGGGCAUCAGAAAAUUAUAAGGCCAAAUGUGAGAUAGCUAAAGCCAAUCGAGCCUCGACCACAGGAGGUACUCAACACAAAGGUGGUAGUAUUCCUAAUACUGAGCAUAAGAGGAGGCUGGCUUUAGAGUUGGGAAGAGACCCUACUAUGUUUGAACUGUUCAAGAAGACGCAUCAAAAUGAGAGCACUGGAACAUUUGUGGACAAGCGGGCAGAAUUAGUUCACGAUGAUUUCAUAAGGAGAAAGGCAUCAAUAAGUUCUGAAAGAGGCUCUGCAAGUGUACAAUCUAAUCAAGCAGAAUUUAAUAUAUGGUUAGAGGCUACAAGUGGUAAAAACAAGAAGGGUCGCAUCUAUGGGUUUGGAUCUGAGGCUGACAGUGACAUUGGUUGUACACAAGCAUCUCCUCCAUCCAUCAGCACCACAAGCAUCCAUCCUAAUGUUGAAAAUGAAUUACGCAUGAAGAUAACGGUGCUUACAGAGGAGAAUGAACAAAUCAAACAACAGAAUGUCAUGAUCAUGUCUGCAUUGGAAAAAAUGGGAAUUACAUUUCCUUUGCCCUUUAACAGUACAAAUGCAGAAAAUGACAAUUGA